Gekko japonicus is the source of this 2040-nucleotide messenger RNA. RefSeq names its product DEAD-box helicase 43 (gene DDX43). The transcript is spliced from 16 exons. Lineage: Eukaryota; Metazoa; Chordata; Lepidosauria; Squamata; Gekkonidae. The coding region runs from base 1 to 2040 and encodes 679 amino acids. The record is from RefSeq and is a predicted model, not a curated record. Gene Ontology annotation, molecular function: ATP binding; RNA binding; RNA helicase activity.
AUGUCCGACUGGGAAGCGGACAACGAUGAGGACGGACCCCACAAAGCCACUCCCGACUCCCCUUGGGCCUUGCCUGUAUGGUCCUCGGUGACGGAAGUCGCUUCUCCGGAAGCCUGUGGGAACCGAGGCGCAGGCGAAGACAAGAAGGCAAGGAGCGACGGGAGGAAAGGGCGUUCGCCGCAGGUCCUUGCCCGCGAGCCGUGGCAGUCGGGGCCCUUGGAGUAUCGGGCUCGGAGGUCCCCUGGAGGAAGAGGCCGAGAGCGUGCGCGGUCGCCGCCCCUCUCCUUCCACCUGGAUAACGCUCUGGUCGGCACCCUCAUAGGUCGAGGUGGAGCUAAAAUAAAAGAACUUGAAGAAUCUUCAGGUUGUAAAAUACAGGUUGUAAGAGGAAAUUACGAAGCUGAAAUAAAGAUAUUUGGUGAUAAUGAUAAGCAGACAAAAGCCAAAAUUCUGAUUGAUGAUCUUAUUGAGAAGUACAGUCAAAGCAAUGCAGGAGGAAAGUAUGAAAAAGAUUCCUUCAAGCACGGGCAUGUUGGGACCACUUGUUAUGAUGCCAGUCGUUCUGGAGCUUUAAAGUCUAUAAAUAGUAAUCCGAAGCAGUCCAUUAACUGGAGUUCUCUCAGAGAAAAUAAAGCUAAAUAUGAAGCAAUGAAAUGGGCUGAUUUGCCUCCAAUUGAAAAAAGAUUUUACAAAGAGUCAGCAAAGAUUGCUUGUAUGUCACAAGAUGAAGUUGAUAGGUGGAGAAAAGAGAACAAUAAUAUCACAUGUGAUGACCUGAAGGAUGGCGAAAAACGUCAUAUUCCCAAUCCUAUCUGUAAAUUUGAAGAUGCUUUUAAGCACUAUCCUGAUGUUAUGGCAAAUAUAAGGAAAGUUGGGUUUCAGAAGCCUACUCCCAUUCAGUCACAGGCCUGGCCAAUAGUACUUCAAGGAUUUGAUCUAAUUGGAAUAGCACAGACUGGUACUGGAAAGACAUUGGCUUAUCUGAUGCCAGGAUUCAUUCACUUGGAUUCACAACCAGUUCCUAGAGAAAAACGUGGUGGACCGGGUAUGUUAGUUCUUACUCCCACUCGAGAACUGGCUCUUCAGGUUAAGGCAGAAUGCUCAAAAUAUUCUUACAAAGGAAUUAAAAGUAUUUGCAUAUAUGGCGGUGGAGACCGGAAGGAGCAAAUCAGUGUGGUUACUAAAGGUGUGGACAUCGUUAUUGCUACUCCUGGUAGACUGAAUGAUCUUCAAAUGAACAACUUUAUAAAUCUGAGAAGCAUAACAUACUUGGUGCUGGAUGAAGCUGAUCGGAUGCUAGAUAUGGGAUUUGAGCCUCAAAUAAUGAAGAUUUUAUUAGAUGUGCGUCCUGACAGACAAACAGUUAUGACCAGUGCUACAUGGCCAGAUGGUGUCCGUCGACUUGCAAAAUCAUAUUUGAAAGAUCCAAUGAUUGUAUAUGUUGGUACUCUUGAUUUAGCGGCAGUAAGUACAGUGGAGCAGAAGGUUGUUGUUAUUCCAGAAGAAGAAAAAAGAGCUUUCACACGUUAUUUCAUUGAUACUAUGAAGUCUGAAGACAAAGUCAUCAUUUUUGUGGGAAAGAAACUUACUGCUGAUGACCUAUCCAGUGAUUUUGGUCUUCAAGGAAUCCCAGUUCAGUCUUUACAUGGCAAUAGAGAACAGUGUGAUCGUGAACAAGCUUUGGAGGACUUCAGGAAAGGUAGAGUUCGUAUACUGGUAGCAACAGACUUAGCCUCUCGUGGGUUAGAUGUGCAAGAUAUCACUCAUGUGUUUAAUUUUGAUUUCCCUCGCAACAUUGAAGAGUAUGUUCAUAGAGUAGGCCGUACUGGUCGAGCUGGCCGCACAGGUGAAGCUGUAACUCUUGUAACUAGGAAUGAUUGGCGGAUUGCAUCUGAACUGAUUGAAAUUCUAGAAAGAGGAAACCAGGUAAUUCCCGAAGAGCUAAUUUCAAUGGCUCAGAGAUACAAGCAAUUUCAGUUGAAAAAAGAAAUGGAAAAGGAUUGUGGAAAGCCUCGUGGGAGAUCACAGAAAAACAUUUAA